Messenger RNA from Ciona intestinalis (vase tunicate), 5423 nucleotides. The record is from RefSeq and is a predicted model, not a curated record. NCBI's taxonomy places the organism in Eukaryota, Metazoa, Chordata, Ascidiacea, Phlebobranchia, Cionidae.
AAUAGCGCCACUUCGCGGUCGUGAAAUUUUCAAUGACAGUAGUAAUUCAUGUUGUUAUGUUAAAGCAUUAGGCCGGGCAUUUACUCAUUACUUACUGUAGUGAGUCAAUACAUUACAAAAUGUCCGCUAAAGCAUCCAAAGCUGCAGAAACAAGGUCAAAGGCGAAAUCAGUAAUAACAAUGCUGGAAAAACUGAAUGGAUCAAGCAACCCUGAUAAGGAGCAAACACGAUACUUGUCUCAAAAACUACUGCAGAUUGUUAACACUAAAGAAUCAUCCAAAAAAGAUGUGACUUGCAAAAGUGGACUGGAAGCCAUUCUUUUAGCACUUGAGAAUUCCCAAGACCAUCCCACAUGCAUGGCACUUGUUAACACAUUAGCAGAGAUUGCUAAUGAAGGAGGGGGGUCGGUGAAAAGAUUAAUUGGCCAAGAUACCACAAGAGUUCUGCUUCAUAUGCUUGCUUAUCUGGGAAGUGAUGUGGACUGGAGAUUGCUCUCAUGUAUUCUUGCUCUUUUGGCCAAACUGGGCCCCAAAGAUCGUCGAUUUGCCCUUCGAGCGCGACUCACUGGUUCAUUAUCAAUGAUAUUAUCAGCUGUACGUUCUUCAUAUACUCACCAUUCCCGUGCUAAGAUGUUACAAACUUCAUUGACUGUUCUAAAACUCACCGUAUUAAAUUCAACAUCAAACUCAAUACUGCUUGGCAGAGCUGGUGCAGUGAACGUACUAUCGCGUGUUGUUUUAUCUUCUGGUAAAAAGCAACCUGUUCCACUAAAAACCGCAUUAGCUGUGCUUAACCUAUUGAUUAGAUCUUCAAGAGCAAAUGCAUCUCGUGCUGUUAGUCUUGGCUUAAUUUCUUCAAUUCUUGGACUUCACUGUGAUUACCAUAAGAGCGACAUACGUCAUAACAGACACACAGCCAUAAGAAAGUCUUUUCUCAAUAUUCUGAAGAAUAUAACGGCAUUAAAGAUUGGUAGAAAGUCUUUUAAUGAAGCAAAUGGUUUGUUGGUCAUGUACAAUUCAUGCAGAGAUUAUUUGGCAGCUUCACACACUAACAACAAAUCGGUCGAUCCCUUACUCACUGUUGCCACGAUGAUAAUAAGAAGAUGCCAACCAAAAUCCCGCCUCCCAAUAUUGAAUUCCAGAUCCACGAUCCGCUUCCGACUUCCAGGGAUGGAGGAACCGGAUCUUCUGGAAGAUGAUUUUUUUGCCCUGACAGAUGAAGAAGAAGAUGAGAAUGUUGAAGAUCCACCAGUGGAUGGGGAGGAACUCAAUGAUAAUUGCCAACCAUCUGAUACCUCGGCAUCAAAGAGCAGUACAGCUACAAGUGAUGUAAAUAGAGACACAUUCAAGUCUUUUUCUUACAAUAGAUCUGAUCUUAAGAUGUAUGAAGACUUCUUCCCAGAGCUACAAGAUUUUAAGCUGCAGAACCAGUUGCUUACCCAGCGCCCACACACAAGUGGAGAGGCAGAUAAACCUCAUUUCAACCCUCGUAAUGUAGCUCGACAUAGCUCACCAGACCUUACUAAGCUAUCUAACUCAUGGGAGGUCCCAUGUGAUGUUUCUGAUGUCACAAAAACCUUUGCUGAUGUCAUAAAGGUGGUGGAUGACAGUGAGAAACAAGUUACCAACUGCAAUGGUUUGACUCAUAGUUCUGGAGAUGAAGCAAAACCGAAGCCAAAAGCAUGGUCUGUAUUUUAUGAUUCUUCUACAAUAAAUGGAGACAUGAUGACAUUACCCAUCACUAAUAACAUCUUCUCCCAUGACAACAGCCCUUCUAUGCUAAAUCAUAAUAGCCAUUAUGAGUUGGCACAAAAGUUAGCUCAGUCAACCAUAUCAGUGAAGGAAGAAAUAAAUAAAUUAUCAUUAGCUGAUGAAUAUGGAAGUGUGCCAAUGACUAAAUCUGAACAUCAAGUUAAUAAAAGAAAUGUACAAAGAUUGAUAAAAUCAAAAUUAUUGGAUGAUCUGGCACGUUCCCUAUUUCCUGAUGAUGUCAUCAAUGAUGUCAUAUACAGCUGUGAUGAUGUAACACCUGGAAACCCAGUGACAUCAUAUAAUAAAGAUAUAAUUGUGAAACGUGAGAAUGGUGAAAUCCAAUCAUGUGAGGUACAUGAACCAAAUGAACCCGUGAAUGGCACUUAUGUUGUCACAGAGGAAAUAAAACAAGAAAACAAACUCGUGAUACAGGUCACUAUCCCCAACAAUGAAACGAGUGAAACAUCUGAUGAUAUUUCCUCGACCACAAUUUCAGAGGAAACAUGGCCUGGUGUUUACAUUGAUCAAAACGACAACAUUUCAACUGAAACUAAAGAAAAACAUUGCAUGAAGUUGCCCCUUAAUAACCGCAUUGGGACAAACCAAAGACUUUGUUCUUCCAAUUUAAAAUUUGAUUCAAAAUUUGAAAGCGGGAAUCUUCGUGCUGCUGUUCAGGUUCGAGAGUUUGAAUAUGAUCUUGUUCUAAACUCUGAUUGCAACAGUUUGCACCAUUAUCAGUGGUUUUACUUUGAAGUUAGUAACAUGAAGAUGUCACAAACUUACAGAUUCAAUAUUGUUAACUGUGAGAAGAAGGGGAGUCUUAUUAAUGAAGGCAUGCAACCAGUAAUGUAUUCCAUGGUUGAAGCAAAACAAGGUCGUCCAUGUUGGAGACGCGUCGGCCAUGACACUUGUUAUUAUCGCAAUCAUUUCCUUCGUAGCAAGACCACGGCAUCAACUGGAAAGAACCGAACAUACUUUACUUUGUCAUUCACUGUAAACUUCCAGUACGUAGAUGAUGUUUGCUACUUUGCAUAUCAUUAUCCAUACACCUACACCCAACUAAAGGUCGAUUUACAAAACUUGAUGUCCAACAUUGACACCUCAACAAUGUAUGUGCGGCAACAAACUUUAUGCAAUACAUUAUCUGGCAACUCUGUGCCUGUCUUAACUAUAACUUCAAUGCCAAUAAGUGAUAAUGCUGGUUCUGCUAUAGAAGCUGUUCAUGAAUUAAGGUCACGUCCAUACAUCUUCCUCUCUGCUCGUGUACAUCCUGGUGAAACCAACGCAUCCUGGACAAUGAGAGGAACUCUCAAACUCCUCCUCACUCCUCCUGCAUCCCAGGAUCAACCAGAGGACAUUCGGAUCAUUGCAUCAAUAGCGGAAGAUCUUAGGAAGUCCUACAUCUUCAAGAUAAUACCUAUGCUGAAUCCAGAUGGUGUAAUAAACGGACACCACCGUUGUUCAUUAAGUGGGGAAGAUUUAAACCGAACUUGGCUUGAUCCAAAUCCUCAAUUCUUUCCAACUAUUUAUCACACAAAAGGUCUUCUACAAUAUCUGCAAUCAAUACAAAAAGCACCAUUGGUAUAUUGUGACUACCACGGCCACUCACGUAAGAUGAAUGUGUUCAUGUACGGAUGUUCACACAAGGAUUCCGCAGCUGCUGGUGAAACAUCAACCACAGUUGGUGGGCCAGAUGAUACAGGGUUUAAAACCUUGCCGAAGUUGUUGAACCAUUUUGCCCCAUCUUUCUCAUUAAAAGGUUGUAGUUACGUGGUGGAGAAAUCUAAAGUAACAACAGCGAGGGUUGUUGUGUGGAAAGAGAUUGGAGUGGCAAGAAGUUACACAAUGGAGAGCACUUAUUGUGGAUGUGACCAGGGUCGGUAUAGAGGUUUACAGGUUGGUACCAAGGAGUUAGAAGAGAUGGGAGCAAGGUUUGUGGAGGUUCUACUGCAUCUCAAGGCGAGGAAUCAAACCAGGGGACUCCCCGUGAUUGAUACUGAGGAUGAAGUAGCCAUAGAACAGCCGGAUUGUGAUGUCAUAAGACGAGAUAUCAGUCCUGGAUGUCCGGUGAAUUCCGAUGCCGAACUCACUCCUGAUGAAGAUGACCUUUCACCCAUAGAUACUUCAUUAUUCUCACAUGAUUUCACGCAGGAUAGAUAUCCAACAUACAUGGUGGAACAUCAAUCUAUGAACAACGACCCACCAAGUGACGAUUUAUCUUUCUGGAGGUACGACCCUCACUCGAUUUCAAGAGACAACCAAGCGUCAACCUCAAGCUACAUGUAUGACUCGAAUGUUUACAACCCCUUAGCAACCAAAAACUUACAUAAAGAUCAGAAAGUCAUUACGGCUCAUGUUUCCCCUGAUACAGGCCGCUUACUCUAUUACCAGUAUUCUGAUGCAGAAACCACUGAAAUUGAAAAUGAUUUGGUCACUGUAUUGGAAAACGAUGUGGUCACCACUGCUCCCAGACCAUUUGAAUCUGGCUUGACUUUGCAAAAGGAAAAAAGAAACCCAGAAUCUUACAAUGAUGGAAAAUCUACACGUCCUCGUAGAAAGUCACAAAAGCGUUAAUGACAUCACAAUAGCCAGCUAUUGUGAUGUCAUAGUAUAUUAUUUUCCGGUUGACAUAAUUAUCUCUACCACUGUUCAGUUGUCAGUCAGCAAGGUUUUUUGUUGAUUUUUUUGCAAGAAAUUGUAUAAAGCUAAGGUGAAACUUAGUUUAGGAGAAGGCAUACUUAGAAAGUGGUCAAAAUUCAACUUUAUUUCCCAGUGAGAAGUAUUUUUACAAGGUGCUACACUUUACAAAUGCAAUGAAAAUUGAAAAGCACCGAUACCAGGAGCUGUAAUAGUUGAAAUCUUCAAUGAGGCAACUCUACAAGUUCAAGCUGUUUUGUAUAGGCUACUACAUUUAUUAUAUUUAUACAUAUUAUACAUCAAACUGUUUUUUUGUUAAAUUUUCAUAUUUUAUACAGCCUGCAAUUUAAAAGUAACAAAUUGUUGCAAAUGAAGCUUAUUUUUUUACAACAAUCUCUGCACUUUUAAUGUGCUUUGUUAUAUCUGCAACAGAUCACAGUAUUUAUCCUCAUAUAUCAAUGGUGUAAUUUACCUACAUAUUCCACUGUUCAGUAAAUUACUUCAAAAGUGACUCUUUCAAAUUGGACACCUUUUUUAUUUUAAAUUAGACGGCUGUUUUAAAAUUCCAAAAUAUGUAGUUCAUGUGCUGCUGUAGUAAUUCUUAUGCCUCUAUACAUAAUAUUGGUUCCUUAUGUUACACAAUUGUGUGGCGUAAAACAGUAGUUUCAAAAAGUUAGACUUUUUCAAAAAAACUUUUUUCGAAAAUGAUUUGUUCUCGCGACAAUUUUUUAAAAGAAGUUAAAUUUACAUAGGAUUAAUUGUCACAAUGCAAAAUUUGUCAUAUUCAAAUGCGGAGUUCUUGAACCAAUCCUUAUAUACUGCAAUUUUCAGUUAAAAUUACUCACUUUACCACUGUUAUAAGUAACGUCUUGAGAGCUAGCACGAUUUGUAAUUUGCCAAAGAUUUAUAUCAAUUUUAAGUUGCAUAGCAAACUUUUUGUACCGACUGUGUUCUGUUCCCACAUAUUCCAUAUAUUUAUGUUGUUCCAUAUACUUUGUCAUUGUGAAUUAAGCAUCAUUCUAUUUAAUCACAAAA